AUGUAUGUUCCUGCCUCCUGUUGCAUCCCAUGGCUUGUUGUGUUCGGCAUUGAAUGUUUAAUCGUAGUCAUCCUCAAUGCCAUCACCAUUAUUGUAUUUGUAAAGCAGCGUCAGAAACACAGGAAAAACUCAAUGGUUACCAACACAAGCAACAUUGCCUCCCACUGCAUUCCAUGGCUUUUUGUGUACGGCAUUGAAUGUCUGGCUGUAGUUUUUCUCAACGCCAUCGCCAUUAUUGUAUUUGUAAAGCAGCGUCAGCUACAGAGAAAGAGUACAUACUUGAUCAUCCAUCUGGCAAUGGUCGAUUUCUUUGUCGGGGCGGUUACUGGACCUCUGCGUAUUUACAGCUUAGGGAGCUGGUACUGUGAUCUGUGGGAAUUCGUUUGGCCUGAUAGUACUUGGUUUAACAUAAUAAUAUAUGCCAUUGGUUAUAAUAGUUAUCAAAUCUCGCUUCUUAAUCUCGCUUUUAUUUCAUUAGAACGAGCACACGCAACAUUUCGUCCGUUCAAGCAUCGUUUUGUAAAGACAUGGGUUUAUGGAGUGAUGAUAACAGUCACUUGGUUAGUUCCUGUAGUCAUGAUAGGCACUUUAUUUGGACUGUCAAAAUUAUUUCGCGUCUGCGUUCUUUAUUUCUUCUUAUAUUUUGUCAUUCUUCUCUUUGUUAUAUUUGUAUCCUAUGUUUCUAUUUAUAUAAAAGUGCGUCGUGGUCGUCUUCCUCAACACCAUGGUGCAGCCCGUCUGAGGGAAAGAAAACUGACAAGUACAUUGUUUCUUGUCACCUUUGGAUCGUUAUUUACUUUCUUGCCAGUGGUUUUAUACUUGGGUGUGGGACUUUUUAAGCCUAAGCUAAGUUCUAAUUUUCAUAUUACAUACGUGAGGACAAUUGUUGCAUUUUUUUUGCUAAACUCAUUCAUAAAUCCUAUAAUUUACGCCAUACGGAUGCCAGAAUUAAGAGCGGGUAUAUUACAAAUAAUAUUUCGCAGGGUUCCACAUCGCUCAAAUGGGGUUAACAUUCCACUUCAGGAUCGUUAA
Stylophora pistillata is the source of this 1032-nucleotide messenger RNA. RefSeq names its product trace amine-associated receptor 6-like. Gene Ontology annotation, cellular component: plasma membrane. Gene Ontology annotation, molecular function: G protein-coupled receptor activity. The record is from RefSeq and is a predicted model, not a curated record. Lineage: Eukaryota; Metazoa; Cnidaria; Anthozoa; Scleractinia; Pocilloporidae. Gene Ontology annotation, biological process: G protein-coupled receptor signaling pathway.